Haemonchus placei is the source of this 351-nucleotide messenger RNA. Lineage: Eukaryota; Metazoa; Nematoda; Chromadorea; Rhabditida; Trichostrongylidae. The record is from the annotation of a GenBank genome assembly.
AGAAACGCGAAUCGGACGUUGGGUGAUAUGAGAAGAGCUGAAGAGAUCAAGGAUAUGGACCCAGUAUCGGUAAAGGUCCGUGAUUGGGCAGAAGGUAAGCAAAAGAACAUAAGGGCACUUCUUGGCUCGUUGAAUGAUGUCUUGUGGGAGGGUGCGGAGAAAUGGCAGCAGCCGUCAAUGGGAGAUUUGCUGAGUGCAGCACAAGUAAAACGAAGUUACUUCAAAGCGUGUCUGGUUGUGCACCCGGACAAGCAAGUUGGUGAGCCACAUGAGCAGCUUGCACAGGCGAUCUUCACAAUGCUGAAUGAGGCAUGGAAUGCUUUUGAGCAGAAUAGUAGCGAAUUAGUAUAG